This is a messenger RNA of Tarenaya hassleriana, 961 nucleotides long. Its product is annotated as adenine phosphoribosyltransferase 3. The transcript is spliced from 6 exons. NCBI's taxonomy places the organism in Eukaryota, Viridiplantae, Streptophyta, Magnoliopsida, Brassicales, Cleomaceae. The record is from RefSeq and is a predicted model, not a curated record. Gene Ontology annotation, biological process: adenine salvage. Gene Ontology annotation, cellular component: cytosol; cytoplasm. The coding region runs from base 135 to 686 and encodes 183 amino acids. Gene Ontology annotation, molecular function: adenine phosphoribosyltransferase activity.
UUUCUUCCCUGCAAUAAUCUCUCUCUCUCUCUCUCUCUCUCUCUCCUUUGAAACAGACACUCGGAAGCAGAGAUAAAUACAGAAGAUCUUCUGUCGAUUUUGUUUUUGAGUUCUUUCGGGAAUUUAUUCGGACAAUGUCGGCAAAGGCAGGCCAGGAGGACCCUCGCAUCGAUGGAAUCAAAACUAAGAUCCGCGUCGUCCCUCAUUUUCCCAAGAAAGGAAUAAUGUUCCAAGACAUAACAACGCUUCUGUUGGAUCCGAAAGCCUUCAAAGACACUAUCGAUCUGUUUGUUGAGAGGUAUAGAGACAGGAACAUCUCAGUUGUUGCAGGAAUAGAGGCUCGUGGAUUCAUAUUCGGUCCACCGAUCGCAUUAGCCAUCGGAGCCAAGUUCGUACCCCUGAGGAAACCCAAGAAAUUGCCCGGAGAAACAAUAUUCGAAGAGUACGAGUUGGAGUACGGAAGGGACAGGCUGGAGAUGCAUGUCGGAGCGGUGGAAUCCGGCGAUACGGCUUUGGUCGUCGACGAUCUCAUAGCCACCGGCGGCACUCUCUGCGCCGCCAUGAACUUGCUCGAACGCGUUGGAGCACAAGUGGUGGAAUGUGCAUGUGUGAUAGAAUUACCUGAAUUGAAGGGUCGACAACGAUUGAAGGGAAAGCCAUUGUGUGUGCUCGUGGAAUACCGAUGAUCAUUUUUCCGGUACGAUUUGUAAAUUAGAGAAUCAAUGGAGAGAUCGAAGAAGUGAGUCUUUCUAUUUCAGUCAUCGGUUAUCGGUUCAGUUACAUCCGGUUUUAAUCUUUUAUUUCAAUCAUCGGUUAUCGUUUUGGUUAUAUCCGGUUUAAUUUUGAUUCGAACCAAAAGGGAAAUUGUAAUUUCCGGGCAAAAAAGUAUGUUCAUAUCUCUAUUUCUUUAAAUGAAACGACUUGUAAAAAUAAAAAGAAUGCUCAAAACUACACUUUUCUU